GUGGACUUUGUCUUCGGCUUCGCAGACCUCAGCGAUGAAGCAGAGAUGAAGAUGCGCGAAGCGACUGAGACGAUGGAUGCAAACAUCCGUCCUGCGCCUGCAAGCGGGCUCUACAGGGUGGGGUCAGAGGCGCGUGCCCCAAAGCUGACUCGGGACCUGAGCGACCUGACCUUCGACCUGGAAGGGGGUGAGCCGGACCUGCCGCAGCUGCUUCAAUCCUUGCAGCUGCUAAACACCCAGGCGCUCCGAGAGGUCUUUCAGCAGGCGGACGUCAGCAAGCGGGGCUUCCUUCGCCUGGGCGAUCUGAGGCGCUUGCUCUUCCCGGAGAACGUGCAGUCCACGGACAACAGCAUGGCAGUUGUGAAAGUCUUCGCGCAGAUGGACAAGAACGGUGACGGGAAGAUCCACAGCGCGGAGUUCGUGUCCUUCGUCAUUGGCGCCAAGCGCAGCUCGGAGAAAGCCGAAGGCCGCAUCUCCACCACGGCGUCAGAUGCAGACAAGCGAGUGAUGGCGAACGCCUUCUCUCAUGCAGACGCGGAUUCUGAUGGUCGCAUCAGCAUGGAGGAGUUCGAGCACCUCUUCGGGGCAAACACGGACUUCGACCGGCGCAUGCUGCAAAGCGUUUUCGAUUCAGUGGACAAAAAUCAGGAUGGUUGCGUCUCCAUGGUCGAGCUCGCACGUGUCUAUGGCAAGGAGCUUCUUCAGGAUGCUAAAGGCAUCCAGGUGGCCGGCAGCAUGGACGCAGGUGACGAGGAAAGUGAGGACGAUUUCUGAGUUGGGCUGUUUGACCGCCCGCGAGCUUUUCUGUGAGGGCAGGAUGGGCGGUUUCCUGGCUCAGAAGCAGUUGCAUCAGCCU
Molecule: messenger RNA, 856 nt
Organism: Effrenium voratum
Lineage: Eukaryota; Dinophyceae; Suessiales; Symbiodiniaceae
Source: the annotation of a GenBank genome assembly